Polypterus senegalus (gray bichir) is the source of this 2615-nucleotide messenger RNA. Its product is annotated as protocadherin beta-15-like. Bases 165 to 2615 code for a protein of 816 amino acids. Gene Ontology annotation, cellular component: plasma membrane. NCBI's taxonomy places the organism in Eukaryota, Metazoa, Chordata, Cladistia, Polypteriformes, Polypteridae. Gene Ontology annotation, molecular function: calcium ion binding. The transcript has a single exon. The record is from RefSeq and is a predicted model, not a curated record. Gene Ontology annotation, biological process: homophilic cell-cell adhesion.
GAAUACAAAAACAUUCACUGGAUUUAAAUAUAACAGAAAAUAUACACGGAUCAGGCGAUAUAUACACAUCGUUUUGAUCAUCAGAAAAGCCGUUUAGAGGAAAGCCAGACGCUACUGAAGCCUUUAAAGGUACGGAUUUCAUUGUUCUCAUAUCAUCUGGGAAAAUGCUACCAUGGACACUAAUUACGCAGGUACCGCUAGUAAUUGUUUUUGCCGUGUACGCAUUUCCAGUUAAUGCAGAGGUCCGGUAUUCUAUUCCGGAGGAAAAAACGAGAGGUGCUUUCAUUGGUGACAUUGCUAAAGAUUUAGGAAUAAAUGACCAGAGACUGAAAACUGGAAGGGCUCAUAUUUAUACUGAUGGGGACACCGAAUACGUAGAGCUAAAUGUAAUGAAAGGGAUUUUAGUUGUUAAAGACAGAAUCGACAGAGAGCAGAUCUGUGGUGGAAUAAGUCCUUGUUUAUUACAAUUUCAGAUUGUCCUCGAAAAUCCGAUGGAAUUUCAUAGAAUUACUAUUGAUGUUGCUGACAUAAACGAUAACAACCCGACUUUUGUCAAAAAAAAUAUUCGUCUAGAAAUUAGUGAGUUGUCGCUUCCCGGAGCAUUGUUUUCUCUGCCAAGUGCUGUAGAUAGCGAUAUUGGUGUAAAUACAUUAAAAUCAUACACGCUCACAAAAAAUGAUCAUUUUAAUAUAAAAACUGAGAUGCAAAAUGAUGGCAGCAGUUCAGUGAAUUUAAUAUUAGAAACGCCUUUGGACAGAGAAAAACAAGAAGAGCUUCUGCUCCUUUUAACAGCAUUUGAUGGAGGGGAGCCUCAGCGGUCUGGCACAAUUGAAAUUAACAUUAUUGUCCUCGAUGCCAAUGACAAUCCCCCCGUUUUCACUCAAAGGGUGUAUAAAGCUGCUCUUCCGGAGGAUUCUUUAGUAGGGUCUGUGGUGAUCAGAGUAAAUGCCACUGACGCAGACAAAGAUACCAAUGGACACAUCAAAUAUUUACUAUCACACUUAACGGAUAAUGCCCAGAAUAUAUUUGAAAUAAAUCCUGAAUCCGGGGAAAUCAAACUUAUUGGACAAAUAGAUUAUGAAAAUAAGAAAAUGUAUGAAAUCACAGUAGAAGCUAAAGACAUCGGUGGUCUCGUAAGUUCUAGUAAAGUAAUCAUUGAAAUAAUUGAUGUAAAUGAUAACGUGCCUUAUAUAAAUCUCAUGUCAGUUUCGAAUCAAAUUUCUGAGGAUUCUAUUCCCGGUACCACUAUAGCAAUGAUUAAAGUGCAAGAUAAAGACUCUGGAAGGAAUGGUAAAGUCAGUUGUUCUGUUAAUAAUAAUAUUCCAUUUAAAUUAUCAUCGUCUUUAAAUAAUUUUUAUACAUUACAAACAGAUGGGUUUCUAGAUCGUGAAAAGGUGUCGCAGUAUAACAUUACAAUUAUGGCCAAAGACGAUGGAGAACCUUCACUUUCGACUACUCAGACAAUCACGCUGCAGAUUAGUGAUGUCAACGAUAAUGCCCCAAAAUUCAAAAACCAGCAUUAUAAAACAUACGUCAUGGAAAAUAACACUCCAGGGUCUUCGAUUUUUUCGGUGAGUGCCAAAGAUGACGACUUCGGCCUCAAUAGUAGAAUCUCUUACUUGCUUACAGAAACAGGAAUUAAUAAUAUCUCGGUUUCAUCAUUCGUGUCUGUUAAUUCAGAUGAAGGUGUCCUCUAUGCAGUGCGUUCAUUCGAUUACGAGCAGCUCAGUCAUUUUCAAAUCACAGUGACAGCUAAAGAUAAAGGAUCUCCACCUCUCAGUUCUAGUGUAAUAAUAGAUGUGUAUAUCCAGGAUCAGAACGACAAUCAUCCAGAAAUUUUAUACCCUGUUGUGCAUAAAGGAUCUCUGGUAGCUGAAUUCGUACCUCGUUCUGCAGAUGUCGGCUAUCUGGUUACUAAAGUUGUGGCCGUUGACAAGGACUCCGGACAGAAUGCUUGGCUUUCCUUUAAACUUAUAAAAUAUACAGACCAGACACUUUUUGAAGUGGGUCUACAUAACGGAGAAGUGAGAACCCUGCGGCAAAUUGUGGAGAAAGAUUCUACAAAGCAGAGAAUAACUGUUUUAGUAGAGGACAGCGGACAACCUUCUCAUUCUGCGACGGCGAAUCUCAACAUUGCCAUCACUGAUAACUUGGUAAUGGCUUUUACAGAAUUUGGCGACUUGGCGCGCGAGAAGAGUGGCGAUGGCGACAUCAGGUUUUAUUUAGUGCUCGCCUUAGUGAUAGUCUCGUUCAUUUUUAUUGUUUUUAUUAUUGUUCUGAUAUCACUUAAAUUACACAAAUGGAGACGUUCUAAACUUUUCAAUGAAUGCUCCAACGGGACUCUCCCUGUUAUUCCUUAUUACCCACCCCGUUACGCAGAAGUCGGAGCCACGGGAACUCUUUGUCACGUCUACAACUAUGAGGUCUGCCUCACGACAGAUUCUGGAAAAAAUGAAUUUAAGUAUGUGAAACCUGUGCUACAAAGUCCUGUGGAAGUGGAUUCUAAUGGAACAAAAACAACACAACGCGUCACUGGUGACUUAAUUGCUGACGAAGAUCUUAUGCAGGUAAGACAGAUUACCUUUUUGCGUUUCUUCCCUAUUAAACUUUUCUAA